Messenger RNA from Mycosarcoma maydis (corn smut), 2790 nucleotides. RefSeq lists its product as uncharacterized. The record is from RefSeq and is a predicted model, not a curated record. The coding region runs from base 1 to 2790 and encodes 929 amino acids. NCBI's taxonomy places the organism in Eukaryota, Fungi, Basidiomycota, Ustilaginomycetes, Ustilaginales. The transcript has a single exon. Gene Ontology annotation, molecular function: protein binding.
AUGUCGAUGCCCACCGCCGAAUCCGACGAGUCGCUCUCGGCGGCCUACGCUUCCAACUACGACAAUGCCUACGCCAGUCCGCAAUAUCAUCAGCAGCAGCAUCAUCAUUCAUCAGCUCAACAGCACAAGACGCAGCUGCAGCAGCUUCAGCAGCAAAACUCCACCUCGUCCAAUAACGCCGAAGUCGCGCCUGUCUCCUCGUCCGCGUCUAGCUCCAACGCUGGCCUGUCUCGCCAGGGCGGAAGUGUAGGCUCCUCUGGCUCGCAGUCGUACUACUCUUCGACCACCGCGAUACCACAGCAGCAGCAAGCGGCAGCCCACCCAUAUCCACCACAAUAUUCGAACUACCACCAGCUCCACCACCACCCGCAACACUACCCUUCUCCUCCAACUGGUGCCUAUCGGCCACCUCGUCACAUCAGCAGCAACUAUCCCGAACAAUCCCAUUCAGCCGCCUCCAUUUCUGCCAACGCUGCCAACGCUGCCGCCGCUCAUCUCGCCCCCACCGCCAUCUCUUCCACCAUGUACGCCCAGUCCAACAUCUCAAUGCCUGCGCUACGACCCGUCGGUGCAGAUCCUUCAGCUAGAGCUCCUCCUCUUGCAGAUGACUUUGGCGACUCGUUUGCCAAUAUGAACCUUUACGGUACGCCCAAGCUCGGUCCGCAGCGCUCCAAGUCGCCUGCCUACACUUCUGCUUCCGGUGAUGCAGCAGCGUCGACCAAGGGCAUCGCUAGCGCCGCCUCGGUCCGAGCCAAUGCCAUGUUUGCCAACCAGGAGAUCCAUCAGUCUGCUUCCGAAGUGCAACCCGAAAACUCGUUGGCUGCCAUCGCCGACCACAUUGAUCAGGCAGCCGCCGACCUCGAUCCAAAUGUCGCCGCUGGCUCAGCCUCCACGCCGUCGCAUAACGAUCACUCGAGCAGUCAUCACACCAUGGGUAGCAGCGCAUAUCACACCAACCAAUCCGGUGCAGGUGCAGGUUCCGGUGCAGGUUCAGGCGGUGGCGCACAUCCAGACUGGAAUCCUCAACACGUCACAGGCAGCAGCGCCAACCACGCCGCCUACGCAGGUCACUAUGGUUCCGGCGUACGACAGCAUUCGGCUCCCAGCGAACAUCCUCCUGGUGCUAGUGGUGGCGGGCAGUAUGCAGCCGGAUCCGCCGACGGUCAUGCUGCUGGUGCUGCGGAUGGAAAUCAGAUGUCGUGGGAUCCCAACGCUGCAGCUGCUGCGGGCUACUACGCCAAUCAGGGAGGAGCAGCGAAUGGUGCAGCGCCGCUCUAUCAUGCAUUUCAGCCUCAGGCUCUGCACUCGGCAGGCUAUCCCUUUUCUGCUCAAGCUGGUCACGCUCCCUAUGCAGGUGCAGGUGCAGCUACAGGUGCACCCUCAAACUACGAGUCGAACCCUUACUUUGCCGCUGCGUCGGGCUACCUCGGCUUCCCCGAAGGCGCUGCGCCGGGAUUUCCUCCCGGCGCGGACCCCUAUGGUGGCGCGGCGGGUGGACCUGGCAUGAUAGCCAUGGCGGGUGCAGGCGGCGUGCGUCCGAACAUGCUUUCUCGACAAGGAACCCAACUGUCCAUGAUGUCGACCAACUCGAACUCGCUCGCCGGCAUGGGCUCGACCAACCCACGUCGCAAAUCCAAAGAUGCAGCUCCUCAACAGACGCUUCCCUUCAACAAGUCGUUUGUCGCCGAAUAUCGACAGCGAAUGAAGGGCGAUCCCGAUCCGGAGGCGCAAUUUGCAUAUGCCAAGUACCUGAUCGAAGCGGCCAAAAAGGUGCACGAUCCGGCCGACGGACCAAAGCAGCAGCGCAAGUACCGGGAUACCCUCUUGUCGGAAAGUCUCAAGCUGAUCAAGCGUUUGGCGACAACUGGAAUGGGGCUGGGCAAGCCUCCGUAUGCGGAAGCGCAGUUUUUCCUGGCCAACUGUUUCGGCAACGGCAGUCUGGGGCUACAGGUGGAUCACGAAAAGGCAUACAAUCUGUACGUGCAGGCGUCCAAGCAGAACCACCCGGCUGCCACGUAUCGCACUGCGGUGUGCAACGAGGUAGGUGCCGGUACGCGACGCGAUCAUCACCGAGCGGUGCUGUUCUAUCGCAAGGCAUCGGCGCUGGGCGAUACGGCGGGGAUGUAUAAGCUGGGCAUGGUGCUGCUGAAUGGCAUGCUGGGUCAACCGCGCAAUGUGCGCGAGGCCAUUGUGUGGCUCAAGCGCGCAGCAGCGCAGGCGGACGAGGACAACCCGCACGCACUGCACGAACUCGGCCUGCUGCACGAAAAAGCGACAAAUGGCGUCGUCCUGCACGACGAGGCGUACGCGCGCGAACUGUUCACGCAAGCUGCACAGCUCGGCUACUCUCCGUCGCAGUUCAAGCUGGGUUCUGCGUACGAGUACGGCAAUCUGACGUGCCCGGUCGAUCCACGUCGCAGCAUAGCGUGGUACACGAAAGCAGCGCAAAAAGGCGACGGCGAGUCAGAGCUCGCGCUCUCCGGAUGGUAUCUCACAGGCUCCGAAGGCGUCUUGAAGCAGAGCGACAGCGAAGCGUACCUGUGGGCGAGGAGGGCGGCCACCAAAGGGAUCCCCAAGGCCGAGUAUGCGGUCGGCUACUACUCAGAAGUGGGCAUCGGCGUCGCGGCGAAUUUGGACGAGGCGAAACGGUGGUACAUGCGUGCCGCCGCUCAGGGCAACAAGAGGGCAAUGCAGAGGUUGACCGAACUGAAAAAGUUGAAGGGCGGCAUGGGCAAGAAGGGCGCCAGACCGACGCGCAAAGAUGCCGAAAAGGAAUGCGUGGUUAUGUGA